Molecule: messenger RNA, 3018 nt
Organism: Kogia breviceps (pygmy sperm whale)
Lineage: Eukaryota; Metazoa; Chordata; Mammalia; Artiodactyla; Physeteridae
Gene: BID
Product: BH3 interacting domain death agonist
Biological process (GO): apoptotic mitochondrial changes; positive regulation of release of cytochrome c from mitochondria; positive regulation of extrinsic apoptotic signaling pathway
Cellular component (GO): cytoplasm; mitochondrion; cytosol
Source: RefSeq, a predicted model, not a curated record
UUUUUGUUUUGUUUUGUUUUUACUGUUUGUUUGGUGCUGUUUUCUCCAGGUUUGGACACCAGGAUUAGUCUAGUUUAUCACACACAUUGGACAGCUUUCCAUCGUUUUCUCUGCACUGAAUUGAUUUUAUUGCACGAGUUAUUUUUGCCUCCUAUAGAUGAAAUCUGUAUUAUGUCCGGCAAGAUUUCCUAAGUCUUGAUUAUAUCUCUUAACAUACUUUUUCCUGUGACCGAAAAGGAUAAACAACUAUCAAAUCUUCCACCUUCUGAGACAUCCAUUUCGGCUUGUAUCACUUGUCCAUCCUUGGCUUGUCAACAGCCUUGCUUGUUCUUGGUGUUAAAUGCUGUUGGUCUUCUGGGCCAGCUGCCUGUUUGGGAGUCCAGGCCAGCCUAUUCUUGACAUGCUCAGAACAGAGUCUGUCCCCACGCUUCCCAGCCGGAUGGCACCAAACACUUGGCUCCGGGGCCUGAGCCCUCUAACACGGGACGCUCUCCUUCUCGCCCGGCCACUUCUGUUCUUUGUGUUUUGGGGUGAAAGGCAGAGGUCACUGCGCCUGGGUUUGAUACCUGACCUGGUGUAGCUUGUGGCAACCGCUGCCACACACCCAGACUUUAGACCCUGUUUACUAACCUCUUUAAAAAGACAGCCUGGUUUAGUUCCCUGGGGCUGUGGCAGGGAAACCCCACCAGCUGGGUAUUUUCCUGAAGUGCCUGGAGGCCACAAGUCUGAUAUCAGGGUGUUGCAGGGUUGGUUCCUCCGGAGGCUCUGAGGAGUCUGCUCUGGCCUCUCCAGCUCCAGUCUCCGUCUGCACUGGCAUCCCUGUGUGUGUCUGUAAGUCUGCCCCAUUCUCUUGUAAAGACAUGGGUCAUGGGAUUAGGGCCCCGAUCCAAGGUGACCUGGCCUUAACGUGACAUCUGCAAAAACCCCAUUUCCAAAUAAGGUCCUGCUCUCAGGUCCUGGCGGUCAGCACCUGGGCCUGUCUCUGGGGGACACGGUUCAACCGCACCCCUGCCUAAGCCCCUCUUCUCUCCUGACCAGGACGUCUCCUGAGGUAGAGAUGAAGCACGUUCUUAAGUUUCUCAGCUGCCUUGUGCCACUGGCCUCACUGUAAAGAUUUAGUAAAGUAGAGCUUUUACAUACAUUUUCCCCCUUUAGGAGUAAUUCUGGAGAAGUAAAGGCUGAAUAGCAAUACAUAAGCUCCUUAUUUUAUGCAUUUUGUUGAAAACAAUUUGUCCUCUAAAAACUGCCCUCUCAAAGUUUUCUGAUUUUCCUAAUCAGAAUAUUUUUCUAAUAUUUUCUAAUGAAAAACAUUAUGGGCUUAGAAGUAAAUUUUUCCUGCGCCUUCAUUUUCUCCCCGUGACUUCUCCCAGCCCAGGCAGUGUGUUCUGCAUGUGUUGAUCUGGGCGGUCUCGGCAUCCUAGCCUCUCACGAUGCCCUCUCAUCCCAGGUCUGAGGGUGACCUGAGCACCCCUGGCCCUGCUAUGCACUUGCCUUCUUGUUGCCACGUGCAGCGGCCCUCCUGGCUCCCCCAGCGCUGCUCGUGGGCUCGGCCAGGGGCUUAUCUACCUGAGGUCAGCCAGGCCUGCCCAGAGCAGGUGUUGCCUGUGGCCACUCCUGCCCGGGCUGUAUUGAACAUCUGCUUUUGCACAACACCGUCCUGGGCCCACAAAGGACAUGAUGGAAGAGGAUGAGCUUCUAACUGCUGGAUGCACUCCCAGUGAGCGUGGGCUCUGGCUGGUAAAAGAUACACGGGGCCCGGCGCAGGCGUGCUGAGCCAGGAUGGCACCUGGACACGUACGUGCCUGACCGCCCUCCCCGGGGCGCACCAGCUGGCCGCCGGCAGAUGGGUCACCUUCUGCAGGAUUGGAGCUUUUCGGCAUCUGUACGUGGCCCUGCGGACGCCCCUGCCCACUGGGAGGGUGUCCAGGCCCUGGGCCAGGGAGGGCAUCCCAGGCCCGGCUGCCCGGCCCGGGGCCACGUUCCCACAGGACUCUCCUCUCAGGUCAGCAACGGCGCCAGCCCCCAGGAUGAGCGCACCACAAGCCUGCUGGUGUUCGGCUUCCUCCAGAGCUACCCGCACUCCCGUUGCCACCAAGAGCUGGAGGUGCUGGGCCACGAGCUGGCCGUGCGUGUGGCCCACGACGAUGAGCUGCAGACGGACGGCAACUGGUGCAGCCACUUCCGUGUUGAGGGGGCGGCAGAGACAGACUCUCAGACUCAGGAGGAAGUGGUCCGGGACAUCGCCAGACAGCUCGCCCAGGUUGGGGACAGGAUGGAGUGCAGCAUCCGCCCGGGGCUGGUGGCUGGCCUGGCCGCGCAGUUCAGGAACACGAGCCUGUCGGAGGAGGAGCGGAGGCGGUGCCUGGCGGUGGCGCUGGAACAACUCGUGCAGCUCUGCCCCGCGGACAUGGACCGUGAGAAGGCCCUGCUCCUGCUGACCAUGCUUGUGGCCAAAAAGGUGGCCGACCACUCGCCAGCUUUGCUCCAAGAUGUCUUUCACACCACAGUGACCUUCAUCAACCAGAACCUUCUCGCCUACGUGAGGGACUUAGUGCAAAACGAGAUGGACUGAAGGGACGACUCAGCAAAAGCACGACUGUUUUACAACUUGAGAUGGUGACAGCAGUGUAGCUGUCUCCACAGAGACGGAGCCUCGGCCACUUAAACAUGCUCAAGGAAGACAGGCACGAGAUGACAGCUGUGUAUCUCUCACCAUUUUAAAGCCAGGGACCAUUUAGGAAUUUCUUCACGUACAUGUGUGAAUGUUUCACACCAUCUACAUCCAUCCACACACUGUGCCUUUUACCUAAUGUCUGCUGGAAAGGUCCCCGCCUGAAAAUCAGAUCUAAAAGCAGAUCGUGACUUCCCUGGUGGUCCAGUGGUUAGGACUCCUCUGUGCUUCCACUGUAGGGACGAGGUCUGAUCCCUGGUCGGGGAACUAAGAUCCUACAAGCUGCAGCCAAAAAAAGAAAAAACAACAACAAAAUAAAAGCAGAUUGACAAAUACAAAGCAGAAGA